Eutrema salsugineum is the source of this 1244-nucleotide messenger RNA. Its product is annotated as nicotianamine synthase 2. Lineage: Eukaryota; Viridiplantae; Streptophyta; Magnoliopsida; Brassicales; Brassicaceae. The transcript has a single exon. Bases 70 to 1032 code for a protein of 320 amino acids. Gene Ontology annotation, biological process: nicotianamine biosynthetic process. Gene Ontology annotation, molecular function: nicotianamine synthase activity. The record is from RefSeq and is a predicted model, not a curated record.
CACAAGCUUCCAGUCUUUGAAACAUUACAAAACUCUUUCUCUCUCUCUCUAUCUCUUCAUAGUGUCGACAUGGCUUGCCAAGACAACCUCGUUGUGAAGCAAAUCAUGGACUUAUACAAUCAGAUCUCAAACCUCGAGAGCUUAAAACCAUCCAAGAAUGUCGACACUUUGUUCGGACAACUCGUGUCCACGUGCUUACCAACGGACACAAACAUCGAUGUCAAAAAGAUACACGACGAAAAAGUCAAAGACAUGAGAUCUCAUCUCAUUAAGCUUUGUGGUGAAGCCGAAGGAUACCUAGAGCAACACUUCUCCAAAAUCAUAGGCUCUUUUGAAGACAACCCUCUUAACCAUUUACACAUCUUUCCUUAUUACAACAACUACCUCAAACUAAGCAAACUCGAAUUCGAUCUCCUAGCUCAACACACAAGCCAUGUCCCUUCCAAAAUCGCUUUCAUCGGUUCGGGUCCGAUGCCACUUACUUCCAUUGUCUUGGCCAAAUUUCACCUUCCAAACACAACGAUCCACAACUUUGACAUCGACUCACAGGCUAACACGCUCGCUUCUAACAUCGUCUCUCGCGAUCCCGACCUCUCAAAACGCAUGGUUUUCCACACAACUGAUGUGUUAAACGCUACGGAAGGCUUAGACCAAUACGAUGUCGUUUUUUUGGCGGCUCUUGUUGGGAUGGAUAAAGAGUCAAAGGUCAAAGCUAUUGAGCAUUUGGAGAAGCAUAUGGCUCCAGGAGCUGUGUUGAUGCUAAGGAGUGCUCAUGGUCUUAGAGCUUUCUUGUAUCCAAUCGUUGACUCUUGUGAUCUUAAAGGGUUUGAGGUGUUGACCAUUUAUCAUCCGUCUGAUGAUGUGGUUAACUCGGUGGUGAUCGCACGUAAGCUCGGUGGCUCGAGUGAGGCACGUAGUAGCCAGAUUGGACGGUGUGUGGUCAUGCCUUGUAAUUGCUCGAAGGUCCACGCCAUUAUGAACAAUCGUGGUAUGAAGAAGGGUUUAAUCGAGGAGUUUAGUGCCAUUGAGUAAACAGGUAAGUGCAAGAAACACAUCUCUUUUCUUGAGAGUGUGUUUAUGUUUUGCUCUUUUAAACUUUUUGCCUGUGUUGUGAUGCGUGUGGUAUGUUUGUUAAGUAUUAUAUAAGUUUGUGAAAUUUUGUGAGUUCUUCGAUCUUCAUCUGUGUGAAGACAUGUUGUAUGUUUUUUGUUUUUUUUACUAAGAUCAAUAAAUAUAAACUUGAG